This is a messenger RNA of Patiria miniata (bat star), 5076 nucleotides long. RefSeq names its product receptor-type tyrosine-protein phosphatase kappa-like. Gene Ontology annotation, biological process: protein dephosphorylation. The record is from RefSeq and is a predicted model, not a curated record. Gene Ontology annotation, molecular function: protein binding; protein tyrosine phosphatase activity. The transcript has 35 exons. NCBI's taxonomy places the organism in Eukaryota, Metazoa, Echinodermata, Asteroidea, Valvatida, Asterinidae. Bases 1 to 4830 code for a protein of 1609 amino acids.
AUGGCGGCCUGUUCGCUACGAUGGUGUCGUUUCUAUGCGUUGGUACUUCUGAUUGUUGUCAACACAGCACUGUCCUUGGAUGUGCGAGGGAAACCUGCCGAACAGAGCUCAACUGCUCCGGAUGAAAACGGCCUUAGAUUUGAGGCAGGGAAGGCUGUGGAUGGAAACAUUACCAUAUUUUCAAAGACGGCGGAAAUGCUCAAUCCGUGGUGGCGAUUGGACUUGGAGGCUGUCUACUGCUUGAAGACAAUUACUAUCAUCAAGGGAGUCGGCAUGGACGGUGCUGAAGUACGUGCUGGGUUGAGUCCAGAUCGUUCACCCAACACAUUGAUAGGAACAGUCGGCGUACACCAAGUUACCAUAAUGACAGCUGUUCCUGUGGUCACUGCUCGGUAUGUGAGCGUAGACUUUCCCGGCGACAAUAAAAUCAUUAACUUGGCGGAAGUCACGGUUGAAGAAUUCGUGGAUGAAGAAGCUCUCACCUCAACUGUGGAUUUUACUUUCGUCGCUAAUCCUGCUCUCAUCAACUCGACUGGUGGCAAGGAUGUCGUCCUGACAGCAUACAAAGGUCCCGAUGACAUACCUGCUGGUGUCUCAUUUGGCCGUCAGUUGGCAACAGGUGGAAUGGAUGGACUUCCUCCCGGAUCAACCGAAGAAGACAAGCCGUCUUUGGAAUGUAAAGAGAGAUCUCUACGGUUACCUGCGGCGGCUGGGAUUAGCAGAGUUGGUGUCUUCUAUUUUGAAGGAAGAAGAGGAAGCAUCAACACCAGGAUUCAGAUCGUAAUGCUACCGAAUGAUAGUGUUCAGAUACGUCCAGUUCAGCGAACGCAGAUAGCAAACGUCGGAGACUCAGUUCGACUGGAGAUGCAAAAUGUGAAUGCCCAAAACACAAACUACAUGUGGCGGCAUAAUGGAAGUGACGUCAUCACAUCUUGGAAUGACCAGCUCAAUGUGACUAUUGAUGAUGUUGCUGUGAGUGAUGGAGGAGUCUACAGCUGCUUCGUAUCUGACCAGGAGGAUCAACAACUGCAUGGCAUCAUGAGACUGAUCGUGCGAGGUUGUUCUGAUGGAAGGUGGGGGCUACCAUCCUGUCUGAACCUUUGUCGACGGUGCUACAAUGGAGGCGUAUGUGAUGACAACACAGGAAACUGUGUCUGUGCUCCGGGUUUUAGUGGAGAAAACUGCGAACAAGUUCAUGGCCGUGAUGUCUUUGGCCAAAACGCUCGGCAUAGAUGCUCCGAUACCACCGAUCCACACGACGAUGCUUGCCGGGGUCGUUUGUUUUGUCUUCCUGAUCCUUACGGAUGCUCCUGUGCUGCUGGAUACGUAGGACUAAAUUGCAUGCAAGAGUGUCCGGAGGGGAAGUAUGGAGCUGACUGUAAGCAGACAUGUCACUGUGCAUCAAGUGAAACCUGCAGUAAGGAUACUGGAAAUUGCAGCAAUGGUACAUGUGCCAUACCAUACUUCGGGAUCAACUGUCAGUGUUCAAUGCAAGAUCCUUUCCCAGGACAAGUUAUAACAAGGUCAGUCAUGCAACGCAACAUUAGUUUCUCCUGGAGCAAAGUUGUUUGUCUAGGCAGUGAUUUGCAGGGGUACCAGUACAAACUUUCCCAGGCAAAUACCGGACCAUUGAUUAAGCCACCGACUAAUACUACGGACACCUCGACGACCAUUGAUGGAUUAACACCGUACGUAGAUUAUAACUUCCAAGUAGCUUUCUACACUACAAUGUCGACUGGGUCAUUCAGCAGCAUUCUGACGGUGCGGACCACAGAAGCAGAGCCAACAGCCCCUUUGAAUGUCAGCAUUACGACCGCUGAUAAUCAAUAUCUCGCGGUUGUAUGGACGGAGCCUGAUCCUCCACAAGGGAUCAUCACAAACUACGAUGUGGCCUAUUGGGUCGUGGGAAAUGAAUCAUCGAGAGUUGAUGUGUACAAUCGCAGCACAGCUAUACUGUCUUACCAACUGUCCGAUCUUGUUGUUAAUGUAACCUACUCCAUGCAGGUGCGAGCCAAGACGUCAGUGGGCGUUGGCCCGUGGAGCGAAGUCAUCAAUGAGACUGCAGUAGGAGUUCCUGGACAUGUGCAGAACCUUCAUUGGACAGAAAGAUCUGAAACCUCACUGACCAUCGCUUGGGAGCAGCCGCUAAACCCCAUGGGACCCCGCACAUAUUAUGUUGUGAAGAUCAGAGCCGUGGAGAAACCAUAUCAACCUGGAUUUACUGCAGGAGUUACGUACACCGAAUACGAAGCUGACAGUUCACCAUAUACCGAAGCGAAUCUUCAACCGGGCACCAAAUAUGAAUUCAGAGUUUCGGCAAAGAAUGGCAUACUUGUAGGAAUGCCUUCAGUCUUGGAAGUCUACACAAAACCACUGUCAGAUCCACCAGCACCAAGGAACCCGAUGACGUACGACAACGAGGCGACAGAGACUACGGUGACAAUCGGUCUCCGAGCCGUGCUCCCGGAAGAUGACACGUUUGUCGAAUCAUUCAUCGUACAUGUGAAGAAGGUCGAAACAUCAAGGAGAAGGGCGGCUCUCAUCGCUAACCAUUUCGAGGACUCUGCAGGUGAUUACAUUGCAGCAGAAAUGACUAAAGACAGCGUUCCUGACAAGUUUACAGUCGGUGAUGGGAAGGUGUACGGAGGCUACUACAACGCACCGCUAAAGACGGGCGUUGCCUACAGCAUCCGUGUCGGCUCAGUCAGCCAGGGAAACGAAAUGGAAGCCUCCGUGACUUUUUCGGAUCCGAUAAUAAUACAAACUGCAAGUUUGAAAGCUGGGAACUCAGUGGGAAUUGCAUUUGGCGUCAUCGUUCCUGUAUUGCUGCUUAUUGCUGUUGUUAUAGCAGUCGUCGUCUUCAAAAGACGAAGCAAAGAGACAAGACACCAACCUGAUACCAAUGGAGUCACGGCGCAGUCUACAGUUGAUCUGACAGAUGACUGCAUGCAAGAUGAGCCGACGGGAGCAUCAAAUGCCUACGCUGGCGUUCAAGAGGUAAAUCCGAGUAGUCCCCCUACACCUGCAGCAGAUACCACUGCACCUGCGACUCCAUCAAUCAAAAAGAAGUCUUUCAAGGCGCCACCACCAGUUCGUAUUGACGUCCUAGCUGAUUACAUCAAGAAAAAGGAAGCAGCUGGAGACGGUGGAUUCAAAGCUGACUACAAGACUCUUCCCAAUGACCAGCUUCACCCUUGGACUGUGGCGAGUAAACCAGAAAAUAAGAAGAAGAACCGGUUUGCCAACGUCAUCCCCUAUGAUCAUUCUCGUGUUGUGUUGACGCCUGUAGAGAAAGACCCACAUUCGGAUUACAUAAAUGCCUGCUACGUGGAUGGUUACAGCGAAACUGACAAGUACAUCGCAAGCCAGGGACCUAACAAUGCGUCUCUCAAUGACAUGUGGCGGAUGGUGUGGCAGAUGAACGUGGAUAAGAUUGUCAUGCUGACGAAUCCGGUGGAAAAUGGAAAGACGAAAUGUCUGCAAUACUGGCCGGAUACUGGGGUUACUGCAUACGCUAACAUCACAGUAACCAUCAUUGACGAGCAGACUUUCCUUGACCACACCAUUCGUCAAUUCAACAUAACCGAGGUCAAUGAAGAGGAAACACGACAUGUGAAGCAGUUCCACUACACCACCUGGCCAGACAUGAAACCCCCUGAAUAUCCCGCACCAUUGCUCAACUUCAUGCGAGUGGUGAACGCUGAACACAACGAAGGACGAACCAUUAUACACUGCAGUGCGGGCGUUGGUCGCACAGGGACGUAUAUCUGCCUUGAGUCCAUGCUUGAACAGAUAAAACAGGAGGGACAAGUCAAUGUUCUUGCCUUCAUCCAUCGCAUGAGACAAAAUCGGAUCAAGAUGGUUCAGACUCCGGAACAAUACAAAUUUCUCUUCGACGCCCUCCUUGCGGCCUCUCUGACUGGGGAGACUACCUACGAUAUGACAACCUUCCGCCGGCAGCUGACUUCUCUGAAAAAGAAGGAACCUGGAUCCAAGGACAAGGGCAUGGAGAAACAAUUCCAGCAUUUGAGUGAACUUCGAGUCAGUCGUGCCAGUGGGAGCAGUAAAGCGGGAAAGCUUCCAGAAAAUGUGGAGAAGAACCGCUACGAAGAUUUCAUUCCAACUGACCGAGCGAGACCAUUCUUGAUGACCAAUGCACAUGAAGAUGAUACCAACUACAUCAACGCACACUUCCUACCGGGCUAUCGCAAGAAGGACAGGUACAUCACGACCCAGAUGCCGAUGCCCAACACCACUGCCGACAUUUGGCGUCUGGUGUACGACCAGAAAGCCACUUGUAUCGUCAUGCUCAACCAUUUGGAUGAAGAAGACGACACAAUGUGUCGUUACUGGCCAGACAAAGGAAGCAUCGAAUUUGGACCUCUUGUUGUCAAACUGUUGCGCUCUACAACUCACAAGGGUGUGAUUGAGAACACGUUUUCUCUGCAAAACAAGACAAAGUCCGAGCCCGCGCGCAACGUCUGCCAGUUCCAAAUCCAAGACUGGCCGUCGGAUCAGGAGGUGCCCAGCUCUCGACAAGGAAUGUUCACUCUCAUGGAGCUGACUCAAAAAUGGCACGAGGAAAGACCACCGAUCGUGGUUCACUGCAUGGAUGGAUUGGGUCGCACAGCGGUGUACUGCACCUUGAUGUCUAUGACGGAACAGUUUCAAGAGGAAAAGGUUGCAGACGUGUUUCAAGCCGCUUUGCGCCUACGUCUUGUACAUCCCAGCAUGAUGUAUUCACUGGAUCACUAUGCGAUGUGCUACGAUGUGUUCCAGGCCAACUUGGACUCGUCCACUGUUUACGAGAACCUCCAUCUCAAACCAUGACUUAUUCGUCAUAUGACAACGGCACAAAACUCGCGACUCUUAUCAAGGUAGAUAUAACGGUGAUUGAAAAGGCUCCAGGUAGAGGAUCGGUUUUUCUGAUAAUGGCGGAAAUAAAUGUACAAAUUAAUCUAUUUUUCAUGCUUUAAAUGCAGACUGAGAAUAAUUAGGCCUACAGAAUAUAAUACAGGAAUAUCUCGGAUGAACUUUCCUGUGGCGUUUGUAGGCUACAAAUUGGCAUCUAUCGAG